This is a messenger RNA of Laetiporus sulphureus 93-53, 1197 nucleotides long. RefSeq lists its product as uncharacterized. Bases 1 to 1197 code for a protein of 398 amino acids. The transcript is spliced from 7 exons. Lineage: Eukaryota; Fungi; Basidiomycota; Agaricomycetes; Polyporales; Laetiporaceae. The record is from RefSeq and is a predicted model, not a curated record.
AUGCACACACAGCACGACGUUUAUCAAUCUCGCGACAGGCGAGCAUGGACGGAAGAGGAAGACGAGAUGUUACGCUUAGCGAUUGAAAUAGAGGAUCCCAAUGCUCAUCCCCCGACUCGCUGGCAUGCCAUCUCACAGCAUAUACCACACAGGACAAACAAAGAUUGUCGCAAACGAUGGUGGGCACAGAUGGCCUCGAGCGUGUCGAAGGGCUGCUGGACCGGCGAUGAGGAUGAGCGCCUAUGCAACGCCGUUGCCGAACUUGGUCACAAGUGGGCUCUUGUGGCAAACAGAGUAGGGACUAGGAAUAGUGGGCAAUGCGCCAAGCGCUGGAAUGAUGCCCUCAAUCCGUCCAUCGACCGUAGCCGCUGGAGCCAUGAAGAGGACGAGCGGCUUCUGAAGGCCGUUUCGGAGCUAGGACACUCAUGGGCCACCAUAGCUCGGACAUUACUUCCUGGACGUACUGGUCUUGCUGUCAAGAAUAGAUACAAUCACCUUAUACGCGGUGCAUCUCGCAAUGCAGAGAAAUCGGGUCAUCAAGUAUCUUCUGUUUCAAAAAGGAGAUCCCGAAACUUCUCCGUGUCGUCAUCAUCUGCCGCCAGCACCACAUCGUCUACAGAGAGCCUCGAUGAACAUAUGCUCUCCUAUUCGCCCGAUUCUUUGACGACAAUCGUGUCCUCUGGUUCAUACGAAAUGCACGCCUCAUACGAUGUCGCUAGGGGAGCCAUGCCAGGCGAACACUGGAUGGACUCGUCCAUUCAUGAGGCCGACAUCGCCAUAUAUUCUCCUACACCCUUGCCGGCAUCCGACUUCGUGGGACAUCCUUCCCGUAGCCACAUUUCCGACUCGCUAUAUGAGCAAUCUCACGCGAAUGCAUCCGCUUCUGCGUGGAUGUUCUACGAACAGCAUCCGACCUCGGCAUUGUAUCCAUGCGCGGCAUCUGAACCACUUGGCACGAUGGGAACACCACUCGAUCAGCCAAUGCAGUCACCUCACGUUCUCAUGCCAGGGAUGUACGUGCCUAUGACCCAUACUACAACAGACCAGGCGUACGGCUACGAGACACCACACUACCACCACUCGGGCUUGUCAGGAACACUGUCAGAACCUACCAGCCCAUCCGCGCAUGGUCUGGCUAUACCGAACCAGUGGUCGGCGUGGAUCCCUCCAGCCCACUCUUACUGCUACACUCCAUGA